This is a messenger RNA of Tachyglossus aculeatus (Australian echidna), 1241 nucleotides long. RefSeq names its product LIM domain only 2 (gene LMO2). The transcript has 3 exons. Gene Ontology annotation, molecular function: transcription coactivator activity; DNA-binding transcription factor binding. NCBI's taxonomy places the organism in Eukaryota, Metazoa, Chordata, Mammalia, Monotremata, Tachyglossidae. The coding region runs from base 1 to 477 and encodes 158 amino acids. The record is from RefSeq and is a predicted model, not a curated record. Gene Ontology annotation, biological process: positive regulation of transcription by RNA polymerase II. Gene Ontology annotation, cellular component: nucleus.
AUGUCCUCGGCCAUCGAGAGGAAGAGUCUGGACCCCUCCGAGGAGCCAGUGGAUGAGGUGCUGCAGAUCCCCCCGUCCUUGCUGACAUGUGGUGGCUGCCAGCAGAACAUCGGCGAUCGCUACUUUCUCAAAGCCAUCGAUCAAUACUGGCACGAGGACUGUCUCAGCUGUGACCUGUGCGGAUGCCGCUUGGGAGAAGUGGGACGUCGUUUAUACUAUAAAUUGGGAAGAAAGCUUUGCAGGAGGGACUAUCUCAGGCUUUUUGGCCAGGAUGGUCUCUGUGCCUCCUGUGAUAAGCGGAUCCGGGCUUAUGAGAUGACCAUGCGGGUGAAAGACAAAGUGUAUCACCUGGAAUGUUUCAAAUGUGCCGUCUGCCAGAAACAUUUUUGCGUGGGUGACAGGUACCUCCUCAUCAACUCUGACAUAGUGUGUGAACAGGACAUCUACGAAUGGACUAAAAGCAACGGAAUGAUAUAGGCAAGCGUCAACUCGGAGUCUUCAAGAGGUGACAUGCAAAGAAAGCCUUGGAGGAGUUACACCACUUGAGCUCUGAGCUCUGUGUAAUGGUGGGAAGACAUGCUUUAAGGACUAUGUAGCUCCUUAUCAGGCAGCUUGCAUAGACUCAAAGCCACUCGUAAUCAAGCAAGGAGAUUGAAACUUGACCAAUAGGGGGAUUCUUUGGGAGAAUUUAUUAUUGAUAAUAACUGACACUAUUAUCUGAGGAGUGGAGAGUUUGGGGACAAAUAUGUGAUGUGAUAAUGGGAUCUCAUACCUGCUGAUAGUGAGUCAUUGUAUAAAGAGUUGUUCUGACUUUGCCACUUGCAAACUAGGAAUGUGCAAUUGAUUACUUUUUUUUUCUUCCCAACUCAUCUUGUGACCCCGUCCAGAUCAUUGUCCUCAACAUGAGCAAGGACAAGGAGAAAGGGACCAUUCCUUUUCUUGGCCACCUUCCCAAGCCCUUUAGCUUUGAACAUAAGGGAAAGUAUUUGCAUGGAAACAUAUUUCACUGGAGAGUGAAACACAUAUCCUGUAGCCAAACAAUUCUUUAAAUAAAUGCAGAUGAGUCACUGGAUUUAGACACUUCUGUGUCAAGGGGAAGAAUUCCUUAUAUUGUUUCUAUACAACUGGAAAUCUAAAAAGAGUCACUCAACUAUUUUAUUAUCCUAGAUUUUAUCAUUAAAGUAUUUGUUGUGUGUAGUAAAAUGAACCCACAAACUUAAUAAAAAUGACACAAAAAUUGA